Amphibalanus amphitrite is the source of this 2333-nucleotide messenger RNA. RefSeq names its product potassium voltage-gated channel protein Shal-like. Gene Ontology annotation, molecular function: A-type (transient outward) potassium channel activity. Bases 10 to 552 code for a protein of 180 amino acids. The transcript has 5 exons. Lineage: Eukaryota; Metazoa; Arthropoda; Thecostraca; Balanomorpha; Balanidae. Gene Ontology annotation, cellular component: voltage-gated potassium channel complex. The record is from RefSeq and is a predicted model, not a curated record. Gene Ontology annotation, biological process: potassium ion transmembrane transport.
UACGGCGACAUGGUGCCCAGCACGGCCAUGGGUAAGCUGGUGGGCGGCGUGUGCUCCCUCAGCGGCGUGCUCGUCAUCGCACUGCCCGUGCCCGUCAUCGUCUCCAACUUCAGCCGGAUCUACCACCAGAGUCAGCGCGCCGACAAACGCAAGGCGCAAAAGAAAGCGCGUCUGGCACGGAUCAAGCUAGCCAAGGUGUCGUCUGGAGCGGCGUUCGCCUCCAAGAAAAAGGCGUCUGAGGCGAGACUCGAGGCCCAGGAGGCGGGGCUCGAGCUCGAAGGUCAGGGUGAAGAAGACAUUUUCGAAUUGCAACAUCAUCACCUACUUCGCUGUCUGGAGAAAACCACGAACCGCAAGUUCGUCACGGAUGUACCGUUCAACGGUCAGCCGACGCGUCUGCACGGGGAGCCCGGCGGCAGCCCACCACGGAGCCCCUCGCCCGGGGCGACCGGGCGCGGUCUGCUCUCCUCCUGCUGCUGCGCCGGACGGCCUCGGCGCACCUCUGCUGACAACAACCAGGCCACCGUGACCAAGCUGGAGCAACUGGCGUAACGUCGCCACCCCUCGGGCCACGAGCCUGUUCCGGCCGUACACGGGCGGCGGUCGGCCGGCCGGCGCGGGGACCGGUCACGGCGGACCGGAGCGACUCCAAGAACUGGACACCGUCGACCUAGAGAUGGCGGCCGGCCGGGCACCGCGACUCCACCUCAGUCCUCCGGGCGACAGUCCGAGUCCGCCGAGCCCCGCGGACGCUCCGCCGGCCGAGUCGGACUCGGUCAGCACCAUCUGCAGGCCGCGGCAGCCGUCGCCGUCGCGCGUCUCGCCCCUGUAGGCCCGCCGGCUGGCCAGGCCACCAGCAAUACGCUUAUAAACUGUGUGCACGCGCCGGACCAGCGCCGACAGAGAGCGAGAGAGUGAGAGAGACAGAGGCGAGUGAGAGCCGCGUGAGAGCAGAGCGUCUCACGGAGCCACCGUCGUCUCCCCAAUCUGUGAUUCUAGGUUUCUCAAGUUUCCUCUAGUGGGCUCCCGCGCAGGAGUGGCGGCCCCUAGCGGUGGCGACCUUUGGGUGUGUGUUCCAUUAGCUCAGUUCGGGCCGAAGCUCGCCGGUGGAGGAGCCCGACGGAGCCAGUGACUUCUCAUCAGCUCCGAGGAGGGACACUGCCACGUCCUCCGAUCACUCCCAGCUUCAGCAGGGCCGGCAGCACGUCCAGCGUCUCAGCCGCGAGUCUCCUAGCUCCGUAGAUCGACCGCCCGCGUAGUGUACAGACGAGAAGCGAUGAUGAAAGCGGGAGUGAGGAAGAACGAUGAACGUGGUAGCGGCGCGGUCCUGCUGUGCCCUCUGAGAGGGUCCCUGGCCGAUCGAGCGGACAGGCGAACUUUGCCAGUCCGGUCAGUCUUCUCUAUACCUUUAGGCGCCGUGCCGCGCCUCCUUCGGCGCGCCGCCAGAGCCGCUUCAUUCCAGGCGAGACCGGCCAACUUUCAUUUUUAGCUGUGCCUUUGGUAGGACCACGCCGUUGUCUGUUGGGUGGCGCGGAGCUCGAUACGUUGUCAGACUUAUCCAGUUAUUCGGGGGAGGGCGGGUCGGUACCUAUACCCUGGAAGGCGGCACUUCUGCCGAUAUUCAGUAACAAGGAGCGAGAAGUCAGACAGACUCCAACCCUAGGUCUGACUGCUCCCAUCACGAGACGGUCGACCCUUCCAGACCUCCUCUCGGCAGUGCAGAAAAGUUCAUCCCUUACGUCACACUGACGUCAUCGUUCUGAUAUGUGACGUCGGCACGACGACACGUGAUCUCUGCAGCGUGACUCGGGCAGCCGGCGCGCGGCGAUCUUAGGUCCCUAAACGCGCCGUGUGCGGGGGCUGGGGGACGCCGGUCUUGUUACGUCACAGGGGGUAGUUCUAGUGGACGGCGCCCCUGCCCGAGCCCCUCUAUCCGCCGAGAGAGAGGAGCAUCGGAGCGUUCAUAUAGCGUCCACAGGCAUGUGACCAUGUCAUGUAACCUUCACUGUUCGCCGUCUCCAAACAUGCAGUGUGCAAUCUAAGAAUAGAUCUAUUCAGUAGGCUAGAUUUAUAUCAUGUCUGAUGUCUUUUAUUGCUGUCAUCAGUCCUAACAUGUGUCGUUCCGACGAGGCGCCUGAGGCGCCGUGGUCGCAUGCCAAAACUUAUCGAUAAACUACGACAGGCCGGGGAUCCGGUCGGCCGCGGGCGCCGCGGGGAGCGUCCAGCGGCGGAGUCGAGGUGCCCUGGACACCCGCCCGGGCGAGCACCCCAGCGUUAUCCAUGCUUGCUGUCUACAUGUACAUUUUGAUCUAUAAGAAUACAGUUUUCCGAGA